Lactuca saligna is the source of this 642-nucleotide messenger RNA. Lineage: Eukaryota; Viridiplantae; Streptophyta; Magnoliopsida; Asterales; Asteraceae. The record is from the annotation of a GenBank genome assembly.
AUGAUCUUCAAACUAGCCAUCGACGAUCUUCAAGCCAUCAACCGUAGACGAUCAGGUAGGUUUGUUGCUUUGCUUCUUCUUCCUUUUUUUUCUCGUCUGGAAGAUAAAGAGUAUGCUAAGUUUAAUGAUAAGAAUUUGGAUGUAUAUCAGGCAUACUAUAAGGAUUUAUUUCAAGAUAUCGUAGCUAUUGGAGACAAGGCUAAGGUACCUUGCGAAUUUGGCGACAGUAUCACUGUGGAUGAUGUACAGUUUGUGGAUAUUACGGAUGGAAAAGUGGAUACUGACGAAGUCCGCUUAUUUGAAAAUGUUGAUCCUUUUCUCACAUAUGAUAUUUCUAGUAUGAAUAGGAGGGAAAAGAGGUUAACUUCCAGGCGUGACAACAAAAGAAAAUUUGAAGGGAAAAUGAAGGAAAAUAUGAAGGAAAAAAGCAAUCAACCCUCAAGACAAACCACACAGUCACCCACAACAAAAGAUUGCAUGGCAAUUGUCUCUACUUUCCCGGGUUUUGAAGAAGGCUCAAUAGGAUAUUUAGAAGUGUUAAAGAUAUUUUUAAAGAAGCUGACUUGUCAGAAUUUUAUGGUUCCAAAGACUAAUGAAACAAAGAUGGAGUUUCUUAAGAGGCUUAUAGAGAAAGAGAAGUAG